AUGGGUGAUUUUGUUAUAAAUAAAUUCGAUGAAGAGCUUGCCAAAUAUAAACGCUUUGAAAAGGAUCGCGAAAAAAAUAUUCGUAAUCGACAAAAACUUGAGGGACAGUUAACGGAAAAUAAACUUGUGAAAACUGAGCUUGAUCUUCUAGAAGAAGGUGCAACAGUAUACAAAUUGAUUGGACCAGUGCUAUUUAAACAAGAUCUUACCGAAGCAAAACAAAAUGUUGAAAAACGUAUAGAUUAUAUCAUAGCUGAAAUAAGUCGACUAGAACAAGCGAUAGCAGAUGCUGCAACAAAACAAGAAAAUCAGAAGCAAACAGUGAUGAGGUUACAAAAUGCAGUAACUCAGCGGUUCCGGACUAAAUGA
Brugia malayi is the source of this 369-nucleotide messenger RNA. RefSeq lists its product as uncharacterized. Gene Ontology annotation, cellular component: prefoldin complex; cytoplasm. NCBI's taxonomy places the organism in Eukaryota, Metazoa, Nematoda, Chromadorea, Rhabditida, Onchocercidae. The transcript has 4 exons. The coding region runs from base 1 to 369 and encodes 122 amino acids. The record is from RefSeq and is a predicted model, not a curated record. Gene Ontology annotation, biological process: chaperone-mediated protein complex assembly; protein folding. Gene Ontology annotation, molecular function: protein-folding chaperone binding.